AUACACACUCCCCCACCUCAAGAAGGGAGAAGAAGAACAAGACCAGCAGCAGGUGAGGGGAAAAAAAAGGAAGGAAGGAAGGAAGGAAGGAAGGCAGAUAUCAUUAUAGAACAACAAUGUCGGUGGGGCUGACAGCAGCGACAAUGCCGCCGGUGGUGAAGAAAGUGGUGAUGUUGUUGACGAUGGUGACGGCGGGGGUGGUGCUGAGCGGGGGCGUGGGUGAGGGGGCGACGCUGGCGAUGUACAACAAGUGCAGGGAGACGGUGUGGCCGGGGAUACAGCCGGGGGCGGGGAAGGCGGUCGUGGCCAGAGGCGGGAUGCGCCUGCAGCCGGGCACGGCCACCUCGGUGCGCUGCGCGCGGCCUGGUCGGACGGGUCUGGGGCCGCAGGGCUGCGCUCGACCCCGCACCGGCCGGGCGGCCUGCGCCACCGGCGACUGCGGCGGCUCCCUCUUCUGCGACGGCGCGGCGGCUCCCCCCCGCACCCUCGCGAGGAUCCCCUCGCCCAGACCCCGCCAGUCCCAGGACUUUUACGACGUGAGCCUCGUCGACGGCUACAACAUCCCGAUGUCGAUGACGCCGUUCCGGGGGACGGGGGGCCGGUGCGCGUCGGCGGGGUGCGUCAGCGACCUCAACGAGGUGUGCCCCGCGGGGCUCGCGGUGCGCGGCGGCGCCGACAACCGGGUGGUGGCGUGCAAGAGCGCGUGCUCGGCGUUCGGGGCGCCGCAGUACUGCUGCACGGGCAGCUACGGCAGCCCGCAGCAGUGCAAGCCGACCGCGUACUCGCGGCUGUUCAAGACCGCCUGCCCGAAGGCCUACUCCUACGCCUACGACGACCCCACCAGCAUCCAAACCUGCGGCGCCGGCGCCAGCUACAUCGUCACAUUCUGCCCCCAUUACCGCUGAGCGCGAACAAUUACUAUUUAGGUCUAGUUUGGAAUUGCGUUGCCGAAAGGUGCCCAUUUUUAUAUUUCGAAUGACCAACACAAUCAAAAUGCUAUAAAAUGGUAGUAGGAACUCCCACCACAGAUGAAGCAAGCGGUUAACAUUUUGUUGGUCUUUUGAAAUAUAAAAGCGGAUACUUUUGACGACGACCUAGUUUCAAACUAGGCCUUAGAUCUAGUUUGAAAAUGUGUUCUCUCGACGCAACGACCUUAAUACUUUAUUAGAGCACAAAAAAAAAAAAAAAAAAAUCAUAGAUACUUUAUAUUUUCUAUGCUUUUUAAUGGAUAAUAUUGCAAAAAUGUUAUAAAAUGGCUGCGAAAAUAUCUACUAGAGUCAUGUUUUAUUGUCAAAUUAAUGCUUCUUUAGUCUUAGAUUUUUGUAGCCAUGAGGUUUUUAAGUCUAAGUAAACUUUAGAGCGUAAUUUAAGAGGUUUUUUCGAAAAAACUCUAUUGCUCUAAAGUAUUAAAGUAGUUGCGUAGGGAGAAUACAUUUACAAACUAUGUCUUAGUAUUGGUAAUUUGUAGUAAAUUAUAGUGUUAAUUAGCAUUGUAGUUUUAAUUACUAUAUACUGAGAAAUGUUAGAACUUGUUUACUAUGGACCUGAUCUUAUCUACUACCACUGGUAGGCCUUAAUAUCUUUGAUUAA
Molecule: messenger RNA, 1590 nt
Organism: Ananas comosus (pineapple)
Lineage: Eukaryota; Viridiplantae; Streptophyta; Magnoliopsida; Poales; Bromeliaceae
Product: thaumatin-like protein
Exons: 2
Coding region: 117-905 (262 amino acids)
Biological process (GO): defense response
Cellular component (GO): extracellular region
Source: RefSeq, a predicted model, not a curated record